GCGUUCAACGUUGCUGAAAAUGGCUGCCAGUGCCUGGUCAGAGAAAAUACUGCAACUCCUCCGCCGAAUGAACAACUUUUAUUCACAAGGUUCGCGUCGGAGCAGCUGCUUCCGGUUCGAGAUCAACGGAUCUCAGGUGGGCUGGAUUCCUCCUCACGUGGCGUCGCUGUUACAGCGACACCCGCAGGUGUUCGGGCCGCCGCGGGGGGGCGCUGUGGGCCUGUGUCCCAGUCUGGACUCGUACCAGAGCAGAUCCGAAGCUGUGGACGCUGUCCUGCAAGACCUGAGACAGGAGGAGGCCAUCACCUGCCUCCAAGGCUGGAGGGACGAGAGGUACAGCGUGAUGCCCGGGUUCUCCCACGCCCCUCUCAUGUGGAUGGAAAGAGCCGCUACAAGUCUGUUCGGCGUCAAGCGCUACGGCGUUCACGUCAACGGGUACACGGUCAGCGGCAGCGGGGAGGUCAGCAUGUGGCUAGCGCGACGGUCCAGAACAAAGCAGACGUACCCCGGACUUCUGGACAACAUGGCGGCGGGCGGCCUGGCCGCAGGCGUCGGCGUCAGAGCCACCCUGAUCAAAGAGUGUGAGGAGGAAGCCUGCGUCCCGGCUCACCUCGCUGCGAAGGCCCGGCCCGCAUCGACCGUCAGCUACACCUACGAGGACGAGGAGGGCGUGUUCCCGGAGAGCCAGUUCGUCUUUGAUCUGGAACUUCCUGUCGGGUUCGAACCCAGGGUCGGGGACGGGGAGGUCCAGGAGUUCAGCCUGCUGCCGGUCCAGGAGGUGAAGGAACUUCUGGCCACAGACGACUUUAAACCCAACUCGGCCUUGGUGGUCUUAGACUUCCUCAUCAGACACUCGUUCAUCGAGCCCGACGCAGAGCCGUUUUAUCAGGACUUCCUGGCAGGACUUCAUCAAACGUUGUAG
Molecule: messenger RNA, 922 nt
Organism: Nematolebias whitei (Rio pearlfish)
Lineage: Eukaryota; Metazoa; Chordata; Actinopteri; Cyprinodontiformes; Rivulidae
Gene: tpk2
Product: thiamin pyrophosphokinase 2
Exons: 8
Coding region: 20-922 (300 amino acids)
Molecular function (GO): 8-oxo-dGDP phosphatase activity
Source: RefSeq, a predicted model, not a curated record